AUGAGGCCUCUUGCGAUUUUACUAGUUUUUGUGUUUCUGGCUCUUGGAGAUGCGCUAACGCUCUCCAAUGAGGCCCAAUCCACUCGUUGGUUCGGGAAAGACAAAGGAAAGAACCAAAGGAAGAGUAAUAGCAACAAGUAUAGUAAAAAACAGAAGAAACAGCACGAAAAGAAGAAGCAUGAUCAUCAUAACUACCAUGAACACGAACAUCACGGAGAUCACAAGCAUGAAGAGAGCGCACAUACGAAACAUUUGCGACAGAUCAUCUAUGAUGAUCAGGACCACGAAGAUCACAGACAAUACCACAGCCAUGGCCAUGAAUAUCUUCAUGAUAAGCUCAUGAGAGAUCUCAGAGAGGUCGUAGAUAGAGAUCUUGACUGA
Theileria equi strain WA is the source of this 381-nucleotide messenger RNA. RefSeq names its product signal peptide containing protein. Lineage: Eukaryota; Apicomplexa; Aconoidasida; Piroplasmida; Theileriidae. Bases 1 to 381 code for a protein of 126 amino acids. The transcript has a single exon. The record is from RefSeq and is a predicted model, not a curated record.